Messenger RNA from Brachypodium distachyon (stiff brome), 2424 nucleotides. RefSeq names its product kelch domain-containing protein 3. Gene Ontology annotation, molecular function: protein binding. The transcript has 17 exons. NCBI's taxonomy places the organism in Eukaryota, Viridiplantae, Streptophyta, Magnoliopsida, Poales, Poaceae. The coding region runs from base 121 to 1641 and encodes 506 amino acids. The record is from RefSeq and is a predicted model, not a curated record.
AGGAAUUAGAAUUCCCCACAACCGCGGUUGCUUCCCCGUUUCCGGCAGCGCAGCCGGCCACCGAUCGCCGGACUCCGAAUCGAGACCGGGGCAUCGCCUGGGAGAGGAGAGAACCGAGAGAUGCUGCUGCAGCAGCAGCUGCCGCAGCCGACGCGGAUGCACUGGGCGAGAGCCGACGCCUCCGACUUCGGAGGCGAAAUCCCCGCCCCCCGCAGUGGGCACACGGCGGUCGGCAUCGGCAAGUCCAAGGUUGUCGUCUUCGGCGGGUUCGCCGACAAGCGCUUCCUCGCCGACAUCGCCGUCUACGACGUCGAGAACAGGCUGUGGUACACGCCGGAAUGCACCGGCAGUGGCUCGGAUGGGCAGGCGGGCGUCGGCCCCAGCCCGAGGGCGUUCCACAUCGCCGUGGUCAUUGACUGUAACAUGUUCAUCUUCGGCGGCCGUUCCGGGGGCAAGAGGUUAGGCGAUUUCUGGAUGCUUGACACUGACAUAUGGCAAUGGUCAGAGAUGACUGGCUUUGGUGAUUUGCCGUCUCCGCGUGAGUUUGCUGCUGCAUCGGCCAUAGGAAACAGAAAAAUUGUCAUGUAUGGUGGUUGGGAUGGCAAAAAGUGGUUGUCUGAUGUAUAUGUCAUGGACACAAUGUCACUUGAGUGGACAGAACUAUCAGUUGCUGGAUCAGCGCCACCUCCAAGAUGUGGACAUUCUGCCACCAUGAUUGAGAAGAGGCUUCUUAUAUUUGGAGGCAGAGGUGGAACUGGACCGAUAAUGGGUGAUUUAUGGGCUUUAAAGGGUGUUACUGAAGAAGAUAAUGAGACACCAGGUUGGACACAAUUAAAGCUGCCAGGACACUCUCCAUCUGCACGAUGUGGUCAUUCAGUGACUUCCGGAGGACCCUAUCUCUUGCUAUUUGGAGGACAUGGAACUGGAGGUUGGCUAAGUAGAUAUGAUGUGUACUACAAUGAUUGUAUUGUUUUAGACAGGGUCUCUGUCCAAUGGAAGCGCUUACCAACAAGUAAUGAGCCACCCCCUCCUCGGGCAUAUCAUUCUAUGACUUGCAUAGGGCCUCGGUUUCUUCUAUUUGGUGGCUUUGAUGGAAAGAAUACCUUUGGCGAUUUGUGGUGGCUUGUUCCUGAAGAUGAUCCUAUUGCCAAGCGAGACUUGGUUCCUAAGGUUGGUUCAGACAGCAACCAUAGCACUGUGACUGGUGAUGCCCAACAGUCUGCACUGAAGGAACCACAAUCUGGGGAAUCACCAACGUUGGACUUGGCAAAACGAUUGGGGAUUCCACUUUCUCUAGAAACUUCAGCAAAUUUUGUCGAUGAAAUCCACGAUAAAGAACUAAUGGAAUUAUCAUCUAGGUUUAUCGGUGAAUCACUUCCUACUAGUGAUCAGCUCGCAUGUAUUGAGGCACUUCGUGAUCAUUGGAGAAGUUCUCCAUCAAGCUCGAUACAGCUCCAGGAACUAGGUCCUCUGCUGAGGGACUAUCAACGUCUAAUUAUCCGCUGCUAUGUGGAAAAUCCAACCCCGACAUUCCUUGAAAAGGAAGAUCGUCGCCUUUUCCAUUUGAAAAAUGCUUCGCAGUUGCGCAUGGAUGACAUUCCCAUCUUGUUGAGCGAGUAUAGAACUCUGCUGUCCACCUGAGGGCCUUUACAACCCUUUUAGCAGCCUGCAGGCAAUAUCGCGAGAAGGUAAAUUCACAUGAAUUUCUUUUUGGGAGGUCUCUCAUCAGUGUGAUGAAUGAGUGGCCAACCAGAGUUUCGUCUCGGGCAGCAUUGGCACAAGGAUGACAGACAUCUCUCUCCCGGGAUAGGUUCAUCAGAAACAUGCACAGAACCAUGAACAUGCCCCAGGACCUAAACUUCCUUAACGACGGAAGACAGGGAGCCAAUUUCUCUGCUCCUCGAAUCCACUUUCAUCAUUUGCGUUAUCUUUUUUUCUUUUCACUUCAACUUGACUGGACUAGAAAGCCGGAAGAAUGGGAAUCUGAACAAGCGAGGACAGUUUGAGGUCUCAGUCAGCGGCAUUUAUUUGUACAUUUAGCCUUGGCACAUGCUUUUACUUCAUUCCAUGGCUUUGGAAGCUCAUGAGGGACGCAGGAGGGUGUAUGGCGCCGUUGCAGAUCGAAAAGGGGGACAUUGCAUGAUGCGAUGGAUUGCAGGAAAGUUAGCUUUGUUUGCUGCAGUGGUUGUUUUGUUUGACUGAAGGAAUUGAUAAGUUUGUUGGCUAGUGGAAGAAGCCGUCCAGUCUUCCUUAUUUUUUAUGAGAAAAGAGGAACGAAAUCCAUCCAUCUAGGUGGCUCCAUGUUGCUUGCUGUCGUUUGAGCAGCACUAUGGGUCUUAAGCGUAAAAAGCUUUAUGGCCUUAGGCCCAAAGCCUCUGCUAAUUCUGACUCGUUAGAUCGGGCAAUGAAAUUCAUUUUUCUGCA